Messenger RNA from Strigops habroptila (Kakapo), 2926 nucleotides. RefSeq names its product aldehyde dehydrogenase 3 family member A2 (gene ALDH3A2). Gene Ontology annotation, cellular component: cytoplasm. Gene Ontology annotation, molecular function: aldehyde dehydrogenase (NAD+) activity. Lineage: Eukaryota; Metazoa; Chordata; Aves; Psittaciformes; Psittacidae. Gene Ontology annotation, biological process: aldehyde metabolic process. Bases 503 to 2032 code for a protein of 509 amino acids. The record is from RefSeq and is a predicted model, not a curated record. The transcript has 12 exons.
GUGCCGGGGGUAGGCCCGCGGUGCGCGGGUUCGCCUCAGACCGGUUGGCGCUGGGGGUCCUCGGAGGGGCCAGCUCGGGGUCCCUGCGCUCGCCGGGUAGUGCUCGGUGCCGGGGUGCGGGGAAGGCUGCCGGCCCUGGGCUCCGCCCGGCGCCCCUGCUGCGCACUGCCGUUUACUCGCUGUUGGUGCUGCUCAGAACCACAACGUGCAGCGCAUCAUUGAGGGUUUCAGGAGGAUACGGCGGAACUGGGACUGAAUGAGAGCAGACACCAGCCCUCGAGCUGGGAGGUGGGGUUGCAGCAGGCAGAUGAGGGAGGAAACAAGAAGCUUUGCCUUAAUGUGAGGAAGAACUUCUUUGUGCUGGGAGUGGCAGAGCACUGGAGCAGGCUGGCCAGGGAGGUUAUGGAAUCUCCCUCUCUGGAGACAUUCUGAAUCCACCUGGAGACAUUCCUGUGUAACCUGCUGUGGGUGGCCCUGCCUUGGCAAAGAGUGCUGAGCAGCCAUGGAGAGGAUGGAGCAGGUCAUUGGGCGGGCAAGAGCUGCCUUCAACUCGGGCCGGAGCCGUGCGCUGGAGUUCAGGAUGCAGCAACUGAAGGCCCUGAAGCUGAUGGUGCAGGAGAAGGAGAAGGACAUCCUGGCAGCCAUCAGUGCAGAUCUGCACAAGAGUAAGCCCAAUGCAUACUCCCAUGAGAUCCUGAGCCUGCUGGCGGAGCUGGCCCUGGUCAUGGACAAGCUGAAGUCGUGGGCAGCCCCUCAGCCUGUGAAGAAGAACUUGCUGAUGAUGCGGGAUGAAGCCUACAUCUGCCCCGAGCCUCUGGGAGUGGUGCUGAUCAUUGGGGCCUGGAACUACCCCUUUGCCCUGGUCAUCCAGCCUUUAAUCGGGGCCAUCGCAGCAGGUAAUGCCGUGGUGGUGAAGCCGUCGGAGGUCAGCGAGAACACGUCUCAGUUGCUGGCUGAUCUUCUUCCCCAGUACCUUGACCCGGAGCUGUACCCUGUGGUCACCGGGGGAGUGUCCGAGACAACAGAGCUGCUGACCCAGAGAUUCGAUCAUAUCCUCUACACUGGCAACUCCACAGUGGGCAAAAUUGUGAUGGCAGCAGCCGCCAAGCACCUGACACCCGUCACCCUGGAGCUGGGUGGGAAGAGCCCCUGCUACAUCGACACGGACUGUGACCUGGCUGUCGCCUGCAGGCGGAUAACAUGGGGGAAGUACAUGAACUGUGGGCAAACCUGUAUCGCCCCAGACUACAUCCUCUGCAACCCAUCCAUCCAGAGCAGCGUGGUGGAGAACAUCAGGGCAACUCUGCAGGAAUUCUAUGGGGAAGAUGUGAAGUCAUCUCCGGAUUAUGAAAGGAUCAUCAAUAAGCGCCACUUCAAGAGGAUUGUGAGCCUGAUGGAAGGGCAGAAGAUUGCUCAUGGGGGAGAGGUUGAUGAGGCCUCCUGCUUCAUAGCACCAACUAUCCUGACUGACGUUUCUCCGGAAUCAAAGGUGAUGGAGGAGGAAAUCUUUGGACCAGUCCUCCCCAUUCUGACUGUGAAGAAUGUAGAUGAAGCCAUUGAGUUCAUCAACCGUCGGGAGAAGCCCCUUGCCCUGUAUGUCUUCUCCAACAACAAGAAGUUAAUCAAAAGAGUCAUUUCAGGAACCUCCAGUGGGGGUGUUACUGCAAACGAUGUCAUGAUGCAUUACCUGCUCUCAACCUUACCCUUCGGUGGAGUUGGUAAUAGUGGGAUGGGCGCCUACCACGGCAAGUACAGCUUUGAGACCUUCUCCCACCACCGCUCCUGCUUGAUCAAGGACCUGAAGAUGGAGAGUACAAACAAACUCCGGUACCCACCUGGCAGCCAGAAGAAGGUGGAUUGGGCCAAGUUCUUCCUCUUGAAAAGGCUUAACAAAGGCCGAAUAGGACUGGUCGUCUUGGUCCUGCUGGGGAUUGUGGCAGCGCUGGUACUAAAGAAUCACCAGUCUGUGCUGAAGAGAAAAGCCCUCUUGAUUGUGCUGGCUGUUCAGAGGCUGGGCUGGCUCAGUGUGUGAUAAGGAGGAGCAGGUUUCAGAGCACUGCUGUGGCUGUCACAGUGAGAUGGUUUACUACUGAGGAGAGGAGAAGGCACCAUGUCCAAGUCAUACUCUGAGUGCUCACUUUGUAUCUGUCUCCUUAAUCUGAGAAGUCCUUUUCUUUUCUGCUGGGUUAUUUCAGUGAGGCAUGGAGCACACAGAGUAGGCUCAGCGAGGCACUAACCAAGAGAAGGCUUGGAUUCCUGUUUACUAAAAACCAGUGCUGCACCAGAUGGGCAAGGAAUACAGGCUCUCAAAAGGAGGACUGCAGAGCAAGAAAUACCAGUCCCUACUUCCACCCUUGCCAUGCAGAGCUUCCAGGAAUAUGCACAGCGUGUCUUGCACCAAACCGCUUACGUUCCUUCAGUGACAAACAGGAGCUUGAGUUUCAGCUGUGAUGGGUUGAUGAUAUUUUCCCUGGGAUUUUUUGGGAUUGUCUGUCUUCUGUUGUGUUCUGAACUACUACCAGCUUGGUGAUGAGUCCAAGACAGGCUGUGCUGGCUGAUGCAUUUGACCAAUGGUUAUGAAUAAACCUGAGCUUCCCCUCACUGUUCAAUUGAAGUGAAAUAUUCAUGAUCUCUGCAAACCAGAAUCCUCCACAGCAGGUAUUACAAAGAUGAUACUUGCACUGCCUGUAUUUCACUGUAUCGUAUGCUCCUACAAAAGAACUUUGAGGCCUUAGAGAAGUUUAGAGAAGUGGGAAUUGCAAAGUGCCCUGUUUAUAGAAGGUGAAUUUAAAACUUAUCAUUAAAUGCAAUAUAUAGAGUAGAAAAUUACUGUGCAAUAGGUUGGAUUUCUUCAUGGCUGGUGGAAAUCCAUGUGCUAAGCCUUUUUAAUGAUCUAUUUUGCAAGUACUAAAUAAACACUUAUAAU